This is a messenger RNA of Emiliania huxleyi CCMP1516, 2721 nucleotides long. RefSeq lists its product as hypothetical. The record is from RefSeq and is a predicted model, not a curated record. NCBI's taxonomy places the organism in Eukaryota, Haptophyta, Isochrysidales, Noelaerhabdaceae. Gene Ontology annotation, molecular function: copper ion binding; oxidoreductase activity. Bases 1 to 2721 code for a protein of 906 amino acids. The transcript has a single exon.
AUGGCACUCUACAAGGCACUGUCAGCCCUCUUGCCGACUGUGGCCCUGGCGUCGUCCUCCAAGCUGCUCGGUAACCAGCUCUCGUACUGCGAGCCACGUGCUUGCGAGGAUGAGAUCGUGCCAGAGACCAUCUACUGCCGGCUCACCUUUGACGUGGUCAACUUCACCGUGGCCGGGGUCGGCAACAUCACGACUCGCGGAUACCAGCGUAACGACACCGACCGCAGCGCAGCCACGCCGAUGGGCCCAACGAUAAACGUGUAUCCCGGCGACAAUCUCACAAUCGAGCUGUUCAACAACCUAGACCAGCCGCUGCUCCGGCAAAGGGGCGUGCACAACUUCUACCAUGACUUCGAAUGGACCAACGUGCACACGCAUGGGCUUCAUGUCAGCGGCGAAGAGCCCGGAGACUCAGUCUUUGUUGAAGUCGGCCCGAAGUGUUCGAAAAACUACACCUACAGCAUCCCCGAGGACCACAUGCCGGGGACGUACUGGUACCACCCCCACAAACACGGGUCCACUGGCGCUCACGCUGGAGGAGGAGCAGUCGGCAUGAUCAAGAUUCUCGACCCAAAGGGCACGCUCCCUGCAUUCAUUGAGUCGACAGACAUCGUGCCGGAGCUCGACCUGGUGAUACUGGGGCUUGCCGGCGUAAUGAAGCAGGGCGCAAACAAAGGCGUCGAGGACAAGAUGGCUAAGUGCUGCAAGGCCUACAACAACAUCAGCUACAAAACCGCGUCGGAGGUUUUCGAAAGCAAGGCCUGCGAUCAGUUUGGAAUGGCUGGGAUGAUCGACCCCAAGCACUUCAACGAGGACAGAGAGUGUCUGAAUGCCACCCUCAAGAAAAUGAACGUCAAGGACUGCGAACGGGAUCAGUUCAUUGCCGAUCAAUGCGACCGGUCCAAGGUUUGGAGCGCGCCAAUCGACUACACGGACGACGGCAAGAAUGGGAACAACACCUUCCUCGUCAACGGUGAUUACAACCCCACGCAUUACGUUGCUGCGAACGCUUGGACGCGCCUUCGCAUCGUGUACGCUUCGAUCGAUCAGCAGCUCUACUUUUCCUUGCCCGAAGGGUGCGACAUGGAGCUGAUGGCCAAGGACGGCGUUUACAUUCGCGACAUGCCCCGAAGGACCAGUUACGCGUACUUUGGUUCUGGCAACCGUGCUGACUUCCUCGUGCGCUGCGCGGGAGACACAGUCGACAAGAUGCCAUGCCCCGAAGACACAAACAGGACGUGCACGAAGUACCCCAUCACGGCCUGGUUUUACAACGAAGCGGGGGAAUCGGACAACAGCGUCUGCGAAGCGGUCAAAAUGCUAGACCCUGGCUCGAGCGCGGCGAACAUCUCUCAGACCAUGUACGAUGCCGCCAAAACCGCAAAUGAAAAUUUCCCACCCGUGCUCGUUGCACUUGGAACCAUCAUGGCCGUACAUGAGACUGGCGUCGAGACGUGUGAUCUGCCGAAUAUCAGCGUGACCUACCCUUGCUACCUGGCCGACCUGAGGGACGUGACUGACAGCCAGCUCGCCGCCCAAGCGGGUUUCAGCCCCGACCGUCACAUUCAUUUUGCCGGGAGUGGCGGCUCGCCGUUGCCAUCGAUUAACGGAGACUACUAUGGCAACGGAUACUUCCACACGGGCGACGAGCCAGACAUAAAACCUCACCAAAACGACUCGAGGAUGGCCGUGCUCCGGCACAGCAGGGCAGGAGGGGAAGAUACAAACGUCUUCAGCAUGCCUGUCGGCAGCCUGGUCAACUUCACCCUCCAUGGCGUGCACUUCCACGCCUUCCACUGGCACGUGAACCCGUUUCAGCUGCAGACGUCGUACGAUGAGUUCGGCCUCUUUAACAAGGAUGGCCUCGAGACUCACGAGCGACCACGGGCUUUUGAGAAAGGGGACAAGGAUGAUCGCGCCUUUGAGCCCUAUUUCAAGGCUGGUGACUGGCAUGACGUUCUGAUGGUACCUGCCAAGUGGUGUGCGCCCGUCGACAAGUACGACUGCACGGGGGAUCCGGACCAAGGUGACAUGCACAACCAAACCGGCGACAAGAACAACUCAUUCGGCCAGUGCACUCCUGAGUACUGGGCGCAAACAAACCUUUCCUUCCCCGUCCGCACGAAUCUCGACCGUUUCGUCAGUCGGCAGGUCGUCCACUGCCACGUCCUCGAGCACGAGGACCAGGGGAUGAUGACCCUGCUCGACAUCCAAGAGUAUAGCAAAUGGAAGGAGGCGAAUCCAAUGGGCGGACCUCAGUCAGGCGACGAGAACAACCACAACAAGCUCGCGUACGGCCGUCAACUCGACCAGAUGUGCUACGGACCAAUGCCUGCAAACGCAAAGGAAAUGGGCAUAUGGUCGAGCAAGGAAGGAAUGUGCUGCGCACACGAGGAUGACGACAUCUGCGAGGCGGGACUGAGCUGCCAGUGUGGUACGGUGGACACGACGCCUUCCUUGCUCCCGCGGUCCGUUUCGAAGAGGAACUGCAAGUGUCGCCCAUCGCCGCCGCCCUCGCCGCCCUCGCCACCGCCCUCGCCGCCCUCGCCACCCCCAUCGCCGGAGCCAGUGUCCUGGCUGCGCCUCGCGGCACUCGCCCUCGUCGUGCUGCUGAUGGCGGUCCUGAUUGCGAUCCUGCUGAAAGCCCUGACACGGGCGAGGCGAUGCCCCCCUUCACCUGAUGUCCCCAAGCAGAGCCUCCCCUGCGCUGAGUCCAUUUAG